AUGGUUUUCAACGAGAGGCCAACAAAGAGGAUGAAAACAAGAGUCACCGCCGAUCUUUAUGAUUUUUUUUCUUUCCCUUCCGCCGGCGACUUCUCCGACGCUGUGCCUUUUCGUUACCGUGUUCAUCGUUUUCUUUCUGAUCACGCUCGUGUCGCUUUUCCUCCCUCUCUUUUUCCAUUUCUGAUGACGUGGCAGAUCUUGUUUCGUGUAGGGGAAGUUGUUGAUGGCUCUGAUCUUUCGUCUGAUAUAGUUACUCUUGACAUUGUUGAAGAAGACGUUACUUGUUCUCGUAGUACUGUUUAUUGCGACCAGUGCCGAGUUGUUGGAUGGAGUGGUCAUCCUGUAUGUCGAAAGCGAUUUCACUUCAUAAUAAGGUCAGGUAGUGAUGCUGUCGAAGCAUACCAAAGACCUUGUUCAAAAUGUGGAGAUCUUCUCCAAUUAUCUGAAGCAAGGUGUAAGACAUGUAAUCUUGACAUCUGUGUUGAUGAUGUGGAGGAUUGGGUGUAUCUUCAAAUUGAAGAUAACACACAUCUUCUGCAUGGAGUUGUGCAUUCCAAUGGUUAUGGCCACUUGCUUACUCUUAAUGGAAGAGAAGGUGGCUCGAUGCUUCUGUCAGGCUCUAAUUUAAUAGGUUUUUGGGAUAGGCUCUGCGCCGCAAUUUCUGUUAGGAAGGUUAGUGUGAUGGACUUGUCCAAGAAAUUUGGUCUGGAUUAUCGUUUGCUUCAUGCAAUCACCAAUGGCCAUUCGUGGUAUGGCAAUUGGGGUUAUGAAUUUGGAACUGGCUGCUAUGGUCUUACCAAAGAAGCAUACAAGAAGGCAGUUGAUACGUUGUCUAACAUUCCCCUGUCCUCGUUUUCAUUCCAAGGUCGAGGACCCCGAAACCCUGUGCAGACUGUUAUUUCACUUUAUCAGUCUUUGGCAGAAACAGAACUUCUAACAAUUAAAGAUCUCUUCUCCUUUUUGUUGAAAUUGGUUCAUAACUUUCGUAACCCAAGAAGUGCAAAGACUUCACAACAUGAAUCCACCGGCCCCAGUAAUAUACUAGUGGCAUGGACAAGAAAUGAGGUUGAAGAUGUGCAACAAGCUCUGAUCAAGGUAUUGCUUGCAUCAAGUGCAUGUAACAAGGCCAAAUGGGCUACAAGGCGAACUCUCAAGGGGGCCAUAAAUAUGCGAGUCAGAUCCCCUGAGCUGGUAGACUAUAGUCUUAAGCACUUGCCAGGGAAAUUAGCUGCAAAUGGAAUGGUGGUUUGUUCGCGAUGCAAUCCAACAUCUAGUGCUGUUGAAUUCAGAUUGGGACCUUUUACUAAUGGAUUUACCUCAAAUUCAAGCUAUCCUUCAGAAGAGCAAGUGAUAUCUGAUUUGACAUUCUUAUUUAAUAUAAUUAUUCAGCCUGAAAAAAAGUUCCGCUACAGACCGAAGAUUAUGAAGAAAACAAUUGCUGAUUCAGCCAGAACGCUCCUAGACUGUAAACAGUUUAUGAAGAAUUAUGAAAAUGAUCAUGUGAUCACAGAAUCGCCUACAGAUAUUAAGCUUUGGUGUCACGUGGAGCUUUCUGACCAGCCUAAAGAGGACCAACCAACACCACCCCCAGAACUAAUUGUGUUGCCUAUUGAAGCUACCGUUGAUGAUCUGAAGAAUGAAGUCACUAGUGCUUUUCAAGAGGUAUAUGCAAUGUACAAGAGGUUUCAAGCUGAGGAACUUCUAGGAUAUGGUAAAAUCAGCAAUUUAUAUACCCUGAAAUUCCUUUUCGGAGCAAAUUCAAGUGUUCGAAUUCUAGGAAAAUGUCCUACCAAACAUGGUCUAAGCCGAUUCCGAAAGGAACGAGGAACAGAAGAGUGGAAGGUUGAUUGCACUUGUGGUGCUAAGGAUGAUGAUGGAGAAAAAAUGUUGGCAUGUGAUACCUGUGGUGUCUGGCAGCAUACCAGAUGUGCGGGAAUUGGUAGCCCUGCACCUUCCAAAUUUGAAUGUAGGAGAUGUGUAAGCUCUUACAGUGUGAAAACCAAAAAAUACCCAGUAUCUUCUUCUAGCGAGACUUGUAAAUUGAAAACAUCUUGCAGAGAUGAAGCUGCUGCUGUAACUUGUAAUAUAAAUGUAAAUUUUGGUGUACGAUGA
Messenger RNA from Lathyrus sativus (Indian pea), 2112 nucleotides. The record is from the annotation of a GenBank genome assembly. NCBI's taxonomy places the organism in Eukaryota, Viridiplantae, Streptophyta, Magnoliopsida, Fabales, Fabaceae.